This is a messenger RNA of Saccharomyces paradoxus, 609 nucleotides long. RefSeq names its product ESCRT-II subunit protein VPS25 (gene VPS25). Gene Ontology annotation, cellular component: ESCRT II complex. Gene Ontology annotation, molecular function: structural molecule activity; protein homodimerization activity. The transcript has a single exon. Gene Ontology annotation, biological process: protein transport to vacuole involved in ubiquitin-dependent protein catabolic process via the multivesicular body sorting pathway. NCBI's taxonomy places the organism in Eukaryota, Fungi, Ascomycota, Saccharomycetes, Saccharomycetales, Saccharomycetaceae. The coding region runs from base 1 to 609 and encodes 202 amino acids. The record is from RefSeq and is a predicted model, not a curated record.
AUGACUGCAUUACCUCCAGUAUACUCAUUUCCGCCACUAUAUACACGUCAACCCAAUUCUUUGACCAGGAGGCAACAAAUAAGUACGUGGAUAGACAUCAUAUCACAAUAUUGCAAGUGCAAAAAAAUUUGGUACAUGUCUGCCGACGGGGCUGUAGUCAAUGACAAUUCAUUAGAUAGUGGAAACACAGAUAAUGACGAUUCAAAAAAAGUAUCAAAAAAUCUUUUUAAUAAUGAAGACAUCCAAAGGUCUGUUUCACAGGUAUUCAUCGACGAAAUUUGGUCGCAAAUGGCCAAAGAAGGUAAGUGUUUACCUAUUGAUCAAAGCGGUAGGAAAAGUAACAAUACCACCACUACGAGAUAUUUUAUACUCUGGAAGAGCUUAGAUAACUGGGCUUCUUUGAUAUUGCAGUGGUUCGAAGACUCUGGGAAACUGAACCAAGUCAUUACGUUAUAUGAAUUAAGCGAAGGUGAUGAAACAUUCAGUUGGGAGUUCCACGGAAUGCCCGAAAACUUGCUAUAUUACUGUUUGAAGCCUCUCUGCGAUAGAAAUAGGGCUUCAAUGCUGAAAGAUGAGAAUGAUAAAGUGAUUGCCAUUAAGGUUGUUUAA